CUAUGCAAGAACAAAUGCUUUAAAGCUAGGAAAAGAAGAUACCAAAACCUUCCCACCAAUUAGAGAUAAAGAACCCAAAAUUUUCCAUUUCCUAAAACUCAAGUACUCUCACCUUCACACCAUAAUAAAACUCACAAAUUACCCUACAUGGGUUGAUUUUAAUUUUUGUCACAUCAUUAAUCUCCAUGCCUUCCCCCCAAAACAUUCACCAACAAGACCCUCAUGAACAACCUCCUCAUCAUGAUCAAGCUCCUCAUCAACCUCAUCAUCAACCUCAUCAUAAAAAACCCAAAAGAAGAAUAGUAACACACCAAAAUGGAAACACAAAUUUCUUCAUUUGGCUAGCCGCAAUACUAUGCACAAUAAUAGCCAUAGGAGUUGUAAUUGGAGGAGUUGUAGUGUUUGUUGGUUACAUAGUUAUUCAUCCAAGGGUCCCAACAAUAAGCAUAGCAACUGCUCAUUUAGAUCUUUUCAGAAAUGACUAUGCUGGUCUUCUACAAACACAAAUAAGCAUAAGUGUGAUGGCUCAAAAUGGCAACUUUAAGGCACAUGCAACAUUUUCAAACAUAAAAUUCAAACUUAGCUAUCAAGGACAAGGUAUAGCAUACAUGGUCGCCGACACUUUCGAUGUUCCUAAGAAUAAUUCAAGGUUUUUGGAUUAUGUUGUUCAAUCUUCGUCUAUUCCUUUGACUCCUGAUCAGGUGGAAGAGGUUGAUGACUCAUGGAAGAGAAAUAUUGUUGGGUUUGAUUUGAAAGGUGAUGCUAGAACUCAAUGGAGAAUUGGACCUUUUGGUUCUUUUAAAUUUGGGUGUAAACUUGAGUGUCUUCUUAGAUUUCAUCCUUUGAAUGGUAGUUAUAUUCCUUCACGUUGCACUUCUCAAUCCAAAUGAUUAUUAUUUCUUUCUUUCCAUUUUGUUUAGACUAUGUUAAUGUUGUUAUGUAUACACAAAAUUGAACAUAGAUAUAUGUUCCUAUGUUCUUCCCUCAUGCCAAUUUAGUCAAGAAAUUUACUUUUUUAUUUUUAGUAGAAAUCAAACUCAAUUGCUUAGAGUUAGUUCAGAGUUUACGAUAUUCACACGCACGAUGUAC
Vicia villosa (hairy vetch) is the source of this 1089-nucleotide messenger RNA. Its product is annotated as NDR1/HIN1-like protein 12. Lineage: Eukaryota; Viridiplantae; Streptophyta; Magnoliopsida; Fabales; Fabaceae. The transcript has a single exon. The record is from RefSeq and is a predicted model, not a curated record. Gene Ontology annotation, cellular component: plasma membrane. The coding region runs from base 186 to 890 and encodes 234 amino acids.